CCGGUGCUGUAUGAGUGUGUGGACGGUGCUGCCUGAAGUGAGAGAGACUGUGAGAGAGCCGUGUGCUGUGGCUUAUCCUUGUCCUAUGCGGAUUUUACCACUGACUGUCAGGCCGAGCGGCUCGCGUCAUCUAGGGCAGGCCCCCCGUUCAGACACCCCCUUUCAAAGAUUCCUCAAAACGCGCACCGCUGGAGGAUAAUUGUGGUUGCCCUGCUUAGUCAGUUUUAUUUCGGGGGAAUAUUAUCGACGCUGAGGACUUGGGAGAGGAGAAAAGCGGAGAGGCGAGGAUGCUCAGUGGGCAAGGCGAGAGAUGAGCAGUGGGCAUGGGGCAUCUUACAACUCCCGACAGAAAAGAGGAGCCUUCACUGGCAUAGCUACCUCCCCACUCUUCCCCUCCUCCCAUCCACAUUUCCCUCUUCUCCUCCAUUCUUAAACCGUUGACCGUUUGUUUAUCGCCUUCUCUCCCUCCAUAUUUCCCCAUCAUCUGUCACCAUGACAACCUCAGCCCUGCGCAGGCAGGUGAAGAAUAUUGUACACAACUAUUCAGAAGCAGAGAUCAAGGUUCGCGAGGCCACCUCAAACGAUCCAUGGGGGCCAUCCUCGUCUCUCAUGUCAGAGAUUGCUGACUUAACCUUCAAUGUGGUGGCGUUUGCAGAGGUCAUGGGUAUGGUGUGGAAGCGCCUCAAUGACAGCGGCAAGAACUGGAGACAUGUCUACAAGGCCCUGACACUGUUGGAUUACUUGCUGAAGACAGGAUCAGAAAGGGUGGCCCAGCAGUGCCGUGAGAACGCGUUCACUAUUCAGACCCUGCGCGACUUUCAGUAUGUGGAUCGUGAUGGCAGAGACCAGGGGGCCAACGUAAGGGAAAAAGCACGCCAACUGGUCUGCCUCCUUCGGGACGAGGAGCGGCUGCGCCAGGAGAGGAGUCAAGCCCUUAAGACCAAGGAGCGAAUGGCUGGUGGAGGCAGUGGAGGGGGUGGAGGUGUUUAUGGAGGUAUACCCCCAGCGUAUCACCCAGGCAGACGCACAAGUCAGCCCAGCAUGGCUGUGCUAUACGGGGAGGAAUUCAGUCGCUCCAGAGGCUCUCCAUCUUCCUUUAACUCCUCAUCCUCGUCUCCUCGAGCCGCUUCAGACCUGGAGCAGGCUCGACCUCAGACCAGCGGGGAAGAGGAGUUACAGCUCCAGCUGGCUUUAGCCAUGAGCAGGGAGGAGAGUCAGAAGGUCUGCACUCAUUGCCACGAUGGUAAUGCUGAUGAUGUCACAAUACCGCCCCUGCAGGAGCAGCGCUGUCGCCAAGGAGACGAGUCACUGUUACAGAAGGCCCUGGAUGAGAGCCGGAGAGAGAGCCAGUCAGGGACGCACGAGUCUGCCAUGUUGGAUCUAGUGGACAUAUUUGGAUCCUCAUCUGAGCCCCCUCUGCCACCUAGUGACCCUUGGAACUCUGCUAAACCCACCAGUAACGUCUCUUCUGACCCGUGGGACUCUGUAGCAGUCCACUCAAGCACUCCUGUGAUUGGUAGCCCCUGGACAGCCCCUCCCUCCUCCAACAACACAUCCAAUCCUUGGGCUCCUUGUACCAACUCACGCACAGACCCAUGGGAAGCAGCGCCUGCUUCCUGCAGUCCUGUCAAUCAUGCGUGGGACAGCCCAACAGAUGGAGAUGCUGAUGGGACGGAUCCAUUCGCUGCACAUGAAGAAGAGAAACCUAAACAGGAGAUUCCCGCAGUGUCCUCACCUCAACCUGCAAGUCCCACAGAUGCAGAGUUGUUUGGGACAAAACCAGAGUCUGACCCAUUUUCUGGUCUAGACUCCAAGCAGGACCCAUUUGGAGCGGAGCCACCAGUGAAACCCCUGGUAAACGGACGAGAUUCAGCCAGCCCGGAGAUGUUUGACCUGUCACGUCUAGCACCCCCGCUCAGUGCCCCGGCUACACGUGUGUGUCGAACUCCAGAGGCUUUUCUGGGACCUACGGGGGCCUCGUUGGUGAAUUUAGACACUCUGAUACCCCCCAACCCCCCUACAAAGACGCACAAUAACCCUUUCCUCUCAGGUCUGAGCGCACCAUCUCCUAACAACCCUUUUCACUGCGACCAGCCUCGCCUCACCCUCAACCAAAUGCGACCGUCCUCCACGUCCCCACUGCCCCCCCACAUGCUGUCCUACAGCCCGUCGCUGCCCCUUCCACUGCUCCACCAGCCUCCCAUCCUCCCCUCUUCUUUCACACAACCUCCUGCUGGACUCCUGGACCUUCCCUCUAACCUCCCGCAGCCCCUGCUUCCCCUUUCUCCACGACCAGCACCCCGCACUCAGUCACAAACACACAGUCACAACCCUUUCCUCUGAGACUCUAACAUCUUGCAAGCUCUGGUCUGCAGAGGGAGACAGAACUGACUCUUUUUGGGUUAAUCUAUGCUAACUGCAAGUUUAAGCGAGCCUGAACUGGGUCCUGGUCUGAUGUCAUUGUGCACACUUGAAGUGGACUCGGAUGGGAUGUAUUUGUGUCUGUGUAAGGACACAACAGCUGCUACUUAACCUGAACUCUUGAAGAAAAGCUCGCUCACGCACACACACACCUAUACAUGCACUCAGGCGCACUUUAGGGUGCACAGACACAAACAUGUACACUGCACCAAACUAACAGGGUGUAUCUCAACAGUCCCUCUAAUGCCUUUUCCCCAUCAAAAGAGACAACUCCAAGUAUCUUUUCAAUCCUGAACUUUUCCUUUAAAAGCCUGGGAUGAAGCCACACUCUUUGAUUGUCUACGAAGCUUCACCAGGAUCCUUACCACUGCUGCUUCACCGACAAAAGCAUGAAUGCCUUCCCCACCCAGGAUUCCAAACUACGCUACUCUCCUGAGCACCUGAGAUGAGCUCUUCAAAUAGAUCCUAUUUUUUCAAGAGCUUUCUGUCACUUGAGAAAGUCCAAAAGUGUGGUACUGUAAGAUUUAAGAAAGCAUAGACAAGAACUAAUCAAUUCCUUCCCACCUUUACAUUAUAAUAUAUAUUUUGCAUUGCCUUGCUACCUUGCAAUCUCAAUAGCAUCUGAUCCUAAGUUAGCUUGGUUAUUUAUCUUUCAAGAUAAGAAGCCUCAACAUGAUCCUGAUGGAUUCAAAACUAGCCUAGCCUAAGUUCAAUUGUACAAUCUGUCACUAAAGUGAUCACUUAUUUAACCCCCACCCCCCGUGCCUGUCUCUACAUCUUACCCACCAUGCAUUCUUAACCAGUGCAUGCUAGCACCAGUUAGGGGAGGGGUGUACAACUAAUUUUCCCCACAGGCCACAUGAGAAACUGAGACUGUUUGGAGGGCUGUACCGAUAAGCCAAACUCAGUUCUGCUGGGAAAUAAUGUCAACUCUGUAUACGCUUAUGGGGCGCAGCCCUUCACAACAGUCCCAGUUACUCAUGUGGCCCUUUGGGAAAAUGAAUUGGCCACCCUGAAUUAGGAGGACCUCAGGGAGACUGCCCCUCUUUCAAUGCGAUUCAACCUCACUAAAUAGAAAAGUAUUUGACUUUAAAAAUAAACAGGAGAAUAGGUGAUUUUAUUUUUUUCUGAUUAAAAAACGAUGGGAGGAUGCGAAUGUAUACAAGGAAGAAAGGAGACGUGACGGAACAGAUCUAAAUGAAGUUAUUACAGAUUAUAGAACAAUUUAUUGAGCUGUAGCUCCUCUUCUCCUCUGCUCCUUGUUCAUGUCAGUGUUAGGAACAAGAGAAUCUGAGAUGAAUCAGAGAUGUUUGGUCAUUACUGCACUGAACCUGGACUUGAAUGUGAAAUGCCUGCCUAUAGAUACACACAGGCUUAGUACAUAUGUAUU
Neolamprologus brichardi is the source of this 3811-nucleotide messenger RNA. Lineage: Eukaryota; Metazoa; Chordata; Actinopteri; Cichliformes; Cichlidae. The record is from RefSeq and is a predicted model, not a curated record.